Molecule: messenger RNA, 4006 nt
Organism: Hydra vulgaris (swiftwater hydra)
Lineage: Eukaryota; Metazoa; Cnidaria; Hydrozoa; Anthoathecata; Hydridae
Molecular function (GO): carbohydrate binding
Source: RefSeq, a predicted model, not a curated record
GUUCAAAACUUUAAAUUUCAAUUCCUUUAAAAAACGUGAAUAAACCAAACUUCAAUUGACACAAACAAAAAAUGUUGAUUAACAAAUUGUUAAAAAUCUUUAUCAUAGUAUUUUCGAUGUUUAUCAGAGGAGCUUGUAAACCUGAAGCAGAUGUAAUAUGCGAAGGAAAUUCAAAGGUAAUAACAUGUCCAGAAAACUCAUUGAUUCAAAUUGAAAGUGCAUUUUAUGGUCGUUUUAACAAUGAAACAUGUCCAACCGAAAUAAGUUCAGAUUUAAACCCAUGCAACUCAUCAAAUGUCACAGCUGGUGUUCAAAAGUUGUGUAAUGGAAAUAACAGUUGUUUAAUUGUUUCUGAUAAUUCUAAGUUUGGACUCGAUCCAUGUCAGCGAACCAGGAAGUACACUAUAGUUAAUUAUACAUGUUUUUUACAACAUUCAAUAUUUGUUCCAGAAAUCGUAAAUAAUUACACUAGCACAAUUUUAAAGGACUUUUAUGAUGAAUUUGUAAUAUCAUUUGUUAUCUUAUCAAAUGGCAAUUCAACCUCAUCAAUUAUAGCUAUUUUGGAUAAUAAUAGGGAUGUGUUAAAGUUUGAUAUUUUUGAUGGUCUUUUAAAUAUUGUUACAUCCAAUCAUAUUUUUCAAAUCAAAAUAACAACUAAUACAUGGAGUUCAAUUGUAGUUUCUCAAUAUUUUGUUAAUGAAAACAGUACUUAUUCUAUUACUGUUGCUGUUGAUGGAACUGUUGAAUUUUACAAUGAUAGUAUUCAACCAAUGAUAUACUCUAAUAGUAUUUUGUAUACCUUUGUUGAUUGCUGUUUGAAAUCUUCUUGUGAUUAUGCAUCAAUUAAAAAUUUAUCAGUAUACAGUAAUACACAAGUUAUAUGGUCUGAUUGGAGUAAGUGGUCACAGUUCAAACAAUCUUGUAUUAUAACUAGAACUCGUAACUGCAGCAAUAAUCAAUGGGUAUAUUGCAUUGGAGAUAGUAUUGAGAAUACAAGUUUUUGUAAAGAUUACGUUCACAUAAAAAAUGAGUUUAAUCCGGAAAAGGAUACAAUAAUUGGGAUUUUAAAUAUUUUAAGAAAGGAAUACAUUGUUUCUUUUAAUGUGAAGCCUUUUGAAUACAAGUCUGGAUUUAAAAAUAUUCUUCAUAUAACCUUGGGUAAUAAUAUGAAUGUUUAUGGCGAUAGAAAUCCUGGUGUAUGGUUUCUUAAUGAUGCUUCUGGAAAGCUUCGUAUUCAUACUGCAUUAAGUAAUGAUUCACGUUAUUAUUUUGACACAAGUACAAAGCUUAUUACAAAUAAAUGGUCAAAUAUAAAAAUCUAUCAAAAAUUGCACAAUGGUAGUUAUUGGUUUUUCGUUGAUCUAAAUGGAAACAAUAUUCAUGCUAUUCAAAAUUUGAAUGCAACCGAUUUUGUAAAUAUGAAAGUUUAUGUUUCCGAUCCUUGGUUUGAUGCACAAAAUUGUUCUAUGUCUGACCUACUUAUUAUUAAUGCAGAUGCUGUUUGGGAACAAUGGAGCACAUGGUCAAGUUGUAAUCAUAUUAAUGGAUAUAGAUUUAUGAACAGAACUAGAAAAUGUAGAUUGAUAAAUGCUACCGAUUUUUGUAUUGGUAACAGCACUGAUAUAAUGGAGUGUUUUGAUGAACAAAAUUUUGAAGUUUUAUGGUCACAAUGGAGUGAGUGGUCUCUGUGCGAUGCAUCUUGCAUCAUAACUAGAACUCGUAAUUGUAGCAACUAUCAAUUCUUUAACUGCUCUGGAAACUUUACUGAGGUUAAGUUAUGUGAAUUAUAUCAAGCUUCUUGGGCACAAUGGAACAAUUGGAUGAGUUGUAAUGAUUCAUAUAAGUUUGUCAAGAGAACAAGGGAAUGUAACAAUUUAACUACUUGUGAUCAGUGUUACGGUAUCAGUUCUGAGGUGAUAGAAAGUUCAGCUGUUUGGUCGCAAUGGAGUGAUUGGUCACGUUAUAAUGAUUUUUAUGGAUAUUUUAUGAAUAGAACAAGGGAGUGUAACAUUUUAAAAUAUCGAACUUUAUUAAUGGAAAAAGAAACUUUACUGUCAAAAGGAAAAUUGGUUGCUACUUCAAUAAAGUUUUAUAAAGAACACGUAGUGUAUUUUGAAAUCAAACCAACAGCUUUUAAUCAAUCUUUUGAAAAGAAAAAUAUUAUAAGUUUAACUAAUGGUACAGAUACAUGCAAAAGAUGUCAAGUUCUAUCAGUUUUUAUCAAUCAAGAUAAUGGAACUUUGCUAAUUCUUUUUGACUUAAAUAAAACUAUUUUUAAUAUAACAACAAAACCUAUUCAACAAGAACACUGGUCUUCAAUUGAAGUAUCACAAAUUUUUUCAGAAAGAAAAUACAUAUUCUCAAUUGAACUUAAUCGUCAAAAAAUUGUAAGUUUGACAAACCAACAUGCAAGAGAAUUUUCAAAUGUUACAGUUUUUGUUUCAGAUACAGUUAAUGAUGUGCAAACUGGAUAUAUUAGAAAUCUUAUAAUAAAAAACUACAAUCCAGAUUAUGUGCAAACUAGUAAUUGGUCUGAUUUUAUUGCUUCCAAUGGAGUUACAAAUAAAACAGUUGAGUGUAUGAACAUGUGUUCUGGAUAUAACUUAGAAUUCGUAUUUUGGACAUCAUGGAGCAGUUGGUCGAUUUGUAAUGAUACAUAUGGAUUCAAGAACAGAUCAAGAAAUUGUAAUGUGUCAAAUUCAAUAAAUCAGUGUGAUGGUCACAACUUUGAUAUAAUGGAAUGUUAUGUCAUUUGGUCACAAUGGAGCAUUUGGUCAAAUUGUAAUGGUACUUAUGGAUUUAUAAAUAGAACAAGGGAGUGCAAUGUUUCUCAUUCUGCGGAUCAGUGUAAUGGUCGUAACAUCGAAGUAAAAGAAUGUUUUGGUUUUUGGACAUCAUGGAGCAAUUGGUCGAUUUGUAAUGAUACAUAUGGAUUUAAGAACAGAUCAAGAAGUUGUAAUGUGUCUAAUUCAAUAAACCAGUGUGAUGGUCUCAACUUUGACAUAAUGGAAUGUCAUGUCAUUUGGUCACAAUGGAGCACUUGGUCAAGUUGUAAUGGUACUUAUGGAUUUGUGAGCAAAACAAGGGAUUGCAAUGUUUCUCAUUCUGAGGAUCAGUGUAAUGGUCGUAACAUCGAAGUAAAAGAAUGUAUUGAAAAAUGGACAACGUGGAGUGAAUGUUCUGGCACAUGUGGAAUAGCCAAUAGAAGUAGAUUUUCAUUACAAUCAACAUACUCAAAAGUAAUGGUGGAAAGUUGUUCUCUCAUUAAUUGCCCAGAGGAUGGAAUGUGGGGAAAGUGGGAGAAUUCAAAAUGUUCGAAAACAUGUGGUAGUGGAAUUGUAGUUUAUAACAGAAGUUGUAAUAAUCCACGUCCAUCAUUCAAUGGUAAAAAUUGUUUGGGUGUCAGCAGUUAUACUGAAGUCUGUAAUGAGGAUAUUAUUUGUCCAGUAAACGGUAAUUGGUCAAUGUGGUCUUCUUGGUCAUUAUGUAGUCAGCCAUGUGGUGGUGGUGUAAAAUCAAGAUUUCGUAGCUGUUCAAGUCCUAUGCCACGUUUUGGUGGUUGGGAUUGCAUUGGAAGUGUUAAAGACUUAGAAUAUUGUACUUGGCAAAAUUGCAUAAAUGUAAGUUUGAACAUGACUGUUAAUUUUAUUGAUGAAGUGUAUACUGAUUGGGAUUUUCAACUAACAAAGUUUAGUGCAAAAAUUCAUGAUGCUAUUGCCAAAAUUUACAGGAGUCAGAGUGUGAAUAAAACUUUUAAUGUUGUUAUACAUUCUAUAAAAAAUCGGCCAUAGUUAGUUUGGAGAUUUUCAUCUUUUUUAUUGCAAAGGCAUGCUUAACAGACCUGAUUUGUUAUUUCUACAAAUGAGUGGUUAAGACAUCUAGAUCAAGAAAUUAUUGCGUAAUAUAUUGUACUAAAAUCUAUUAAUAUUAUUAGUAAACUUUGUUAAAAUUAUAAAGAUAUGUAUUUAUUUUUAUUUUAAAUUCAGUGGUUUUUGUUGGGUACUUA